AGUCCCUUGCUUACGUCACACGGUUUGGGCGGCUGGCUGGCGAUGGGUCGGCUGCGCGGCCUGCAGCCUCAGUUGGAGCUGGCGAUGGACUUCAGGGCGGUCGUGGUGUCGGCGGCGCUGCUGGUCGCCGUCUCUGUUCAGGGACUUCAACAACCCAGGGUGUACAAACUGCAUGUGUCGUCCGAGGUCCGCAACCGUUAUGCUAAAACGCUUAUUACCAGCAAGAUUGGCAACCCUGCAAAUCAAGCACAAGAAGUAUCUUUCGACGCUGUGCUGCCUGAGAACGCUUUUAUCUCCCGCUUCGUUAUAGAGAUGGACGGCGUGGCGUAUGAGGCGUUCGUGCGAGGCAAAGAGGAGGCCCGCCAGCAGUACCAGGCAGCGGUGGCGGAAGGCCGCGGCGCGGCACACGUCGCUCUCAGUGCACGCGAUUCCAAAGUGGUACACGUGUGGGUGAAUGUUGAGGCGCAGAAAAAAGUAACCUUCAACCUGACAUAUGAGGAGCUGUUGCAGAGAGAAACAGGCGCCUACAACCUCCGCAUCAACAUCAAUCCUCGACAGCUAGUAAAUGACCUGGCGGUUGAGGUGCAUAUAGAGGAGAAAGCGCCUCUGCGUCUGGUGGAGGUUCCCACACUGCGACAGAGCAACGAGGUCCUGGAGUCGCUGAACAAUGAUUCGGACCCCCUGGCGCGCAUCGAGCGGCCCACGCCGUCGUCUGCCAUCGUGCGCUGGUCGCCCACCAAGGAGGAGCAGCGGCAGCGGGGCAAAAAGGGCAUCUCCGGUCAGCUGGUGGUGCGCUACGACGUGGACCGCGACGCCAGCCCCAACCAGAUACUCGUGAGCGAGGACGGCUACUUCGUGCACUUCUACGCGCCUCCCGGCCUGCCGCCGCUGCCCAAACACGUCGUCUUCGUGCUCGAUGUCAGCGGUUCCAUGAUGGGCCGCAAGAUCGAGCAGCUCAAGGCGGCCAUGCACACCAUCCUGGACGAGCUCAACGCGGGUGACGUCUUCUCCCUGAUCCCGUUUUCUAAUGAAGUUCAGGUAUGGCAUCCAGAUGUGACGCUCACAUUUGAAGCUACGUCCCAGGAGAUUCUGGACCCCGUGUUCAACUCCAGCGCUAUCGUCGAAGCCACGAGUGAGAACAUCGCCAAGGCCAAAAGCUGCAUUAACUCCUUUGAAGCGAUUGGGGCCACGUACAUGUUCAACGCAUUGAAGACGGCGCUGCGAGUGUUGGAAGCGAGGUCGACGAGCGGGGACGGCAGCUCGGCGUCAGGCAGACUCCGGCACGCGCCCAUGCUGCUGCUGCUGACGGACGGCGUGCCGAAUGGCAGGGUGAGGAUCGGGGACAAUUUCGUGGACCGCAUCACCGAGUGCAACUCGAAGACCAAGGCCGCGAUCUUCACGCUGGCCUUCGGCGCCGGCGCCGACUACGGCUUCCUGCGCCGCCUCGCAGUGCGCAACAGCGGAGUCGGCCGCAGGAUCUACGAGGCCGCCGACGCCCACCUGCAGCUGCGAAACUUCUACCGCCAGAUCGCCUCGCCGCUGCUCACAGACGUCACGUUCAACUACGACGGCGAGCAGGUGGAUGAAGACGCACUGACGAAGGUGAAGUUCUCGGCGCUGUUCGACGGCGGGGAGUUAGUGGUGGCGGGCCGCCUGCCCCCUGGGGCCAGACGGCUGAUCUGUGUCGUGUUGAGCACGUCCCGUAACACGACGGACCGCGUACCAGAGCCAGCUGCCGUCAACGUGGCGUCAGCAGAGAGGCUGUGGGCCUACCUGACGGUGCGCCAGCUGCUGGACCAGGACGCCGCCACACCCAACGAAACUCUCCGCACCAGGGCCAAGGACAUCGCUCUCAGGUACUCCUUCGUGACACCUGUUACAUCACUGUUGGUAGUCAAGCCAAACGCUACGUCUGCAGUCAACCUCGAUGGAUCUGCUGCCCCACGACUAGCAUCAAUGCCUCUAGGGUUCCACCAUAUACGCGGACGUCACAGGAUGUCGUCAUCGAGAGUGAGACCAAGACCCGCAUGGCUGCGACCACCACGCAGGCGUAAUUCAACCAAGGAAGCCACAACAGUGCACAGUCCUCAGGCAGUUGAAGUCACAACAGAGGCACUCCCUACACUGGCUGAUAUAUCGUGGCUGGGCCCAUUGCGGAACGGAUCUCAGGUCACACUGAGUAUUAACGGCACCGACCAACACUUCCAGCUCGCUCUCAGCCAGAUGGAGGACAGCUUCCAGAACUGCACCACGGCGCCCGGCGGGUCUGGCGUUUGCCGACACCUGGCCGCCUGUGUUCUGCGCGACUUCAAGGAGAAGCUGGAUGUCUUCCUCUCCGGUUGGAUGUGCGUCGUCGCGGGAAGUUUCCUCGGCGUAUGUUGUCCUCACACCACUGCAGUUCCAUGACCAGUCUAUGGAAUAGCGGCCUGGCGAAAGAAAACAACCGCUCAUAUGGAAGGUGACAGCAAAUCUACAGUAGCUCCGCUGCUGCAGUAAGGAACGCCAGAGAAAGCUAUACAACUGUCGAAAGCCAGACACACGUAUGACGAUUGUGACGAGUUCAAACAAUGCAGCAUGCUCCACAACUGUACACUGUACUUGGCAACACUGCGUAAAAAUUAAAUACUCUCAUUAUCACGUGUAGUUCACAAUCGUUUUUACUGAUAAUAAAAUAUUAAUUCUCUCUACAGAGUA
Messenger RNA from Schistocerca americana (American grasshopper), 2694 nucleotides. Its product is annotated as inter-alpha-trypsin inhibitor heavy chain H4-like. The transcript has 17 exons. The record is from RefSeq and is a predicted model, not a curated record. NCBI's taxonomy places the organism in Eukaryota, Metazoa, Arthropoda, Insecta, Orthoptera, Acrididae. Bases 43 to 2406 code for a protein of 787 amino acids.